Molecule: messenger RNA, 1707 nt
Organism: Paramacrobiotus metropolitanus
Lineage: Eukaryota; Metazoa; Tardigrada; Eutardigrada; Parachela; Macrobiotidae
Product: atrial natriuretic peptide receptor 2-like
Exons: 9
Coding region: 1-1674 (557 amino acids)
Biological process (GO): intracellular signal transduction; receptor guanylyl cyclase signaling pathway; protein phosphorylation
Molecular function (GO): guanylate cyclase activity; ATP binding; peptide receptor activity
Source: RefSeq, a predicted model, not a curated record
AUGACUUCUUUGGAAGAAAUUUUGAAUCCGCUCACUAAUUUCCCCGAUAUACAGCUACAAGAGGAAACCGAAAUUACUAAUGUUCACUAUCACGGCCACAUGUCAUACAUGGGAAAGCAAGUGUGGGUCAAACCGCUGCAGACUCCGGAUCAUCAUUUCCAUCAUUUUCGCCAAAUAUCCAAGCUGCUGACAUCUUUAAGCUUGAUGAGCAGCGAGAACGUCACCGCUUUCAUCGGGAUGUGCUACAAUCACGAUAAAACUUGCAUGUUGCUAUUGGACGACUACUGUCCUCGGCAUUCACUUCACGACAACUACGCCCAAUUACAUUCCGUUAGUGAACUGAAAAGUUCUUUCGUUCAAGAUCUCCUCAAGGGAAUGAAAUUCAUCCAUGAAUCGUCGCGCAAAAGCCAUGGAUUCUUGACCAGUUACUCCUGCCUGCUAAGCAAAAACUUUACCUUAAAAAUUGCUAAACUGGCAUACGCUCAAGUCAAAUCAUUGCUCAAUCACAAGGUCACUGUCCUAAAGUUUGAUCUGGGGAACGAUCAAGAGAUCUUUUGGACAGCGCCCGAAGUUUUGCGGGGUUUAAGCUAUCCCAACCAAAAGUGUGAUAUGUAUUCGUUGGGGAUCAUAUUGAAUGAAAUCUUCAUGGCUGAACCUCCAUAUUCAGAUCUGUUCUUGACACCAAAAGACGUUUAUCAGAAAGCCGCGUUGUCCCAUUAUUCGGAAACCUAUCGUCCGCGCACUGAAAGCCGAAUGAUGGACCACUCCAUGAAGGAUUUGAUCGAGCAAUGUUGGCAUGAAGUCCCUGAAAAGCGUCCUAACAUACAGAAGCUGUACAGAGCCCUUGGUGAGAUAAUGGAUUUGAAGCAGUCGGAUUCCCUUGUCGGACGGAUCCUUAACCGUCUGCAAGUGUAUGCAACGGAUCUGGAAAUUAAGGUGCAACUGCGAACGGCUGAUCUCAUCAGUGAGCAAAAGCUCUGUGACGCUCUUCUGCAAGAAAUGUUGCCCAAAUCGGUGGUGGAGCGGUUACGCGCACAAGAACACGUACAGCCUACCAAUUUUAGUCAAACAACUAUUUACUUUGGGGAUUUGCUGGGAUUCAGUGACUUUGCGUCGUCUGCCACACCCUUUGCCGUUGUGACGUUCCUCAAUACGGCAUAUUCGCACUUUGACAACAUGAUCUCUACGUAUGACGUGUAUAAAGUGGAAACUAUAGGCGAUUGUUACGUGGUGGCUAGCGGUCUUCCGGAGCCAAAUGGAGAAAAACAUAUUACGGAAAUUGCCUCAAUGGCGUGUCGAUUGGUGCAGGAGUAUGAAAACGUAACCUUUCGGUAUAAUACCCGACUGCGAGUCGGCAUCCACUCAGGAACCGUUGUUGCUGCCGUUGUCGGAAAAGCGAUUCCCCGUUACUGCUUAUUCGGAGAUACAAUGAAUACUGCUAGCCGAAUGAUGAGCCAUGGCCAAGCUGGCAAAAUCCACAUCAGUCCGGAAUCGGCCUUCUUGUUGAAAUCAAAUGCCAGUUUUUGCUUGACACCCAGAGGCAGCACUCACAUAAAAGGAAAAGGUGACAUUUAUACGUUCUGGUUGGAUGCCUCCAAGAAUUCACAGAGGCGAAGUGAUUGCCGUUCAGUUACCGAAAUUCUGAUGUUCGCUAACAUUUCUUCUUGUGGGUGAACACUUUAAUUAAUCAAGUUAACUAGAUAUGGA